This is a messenger RNA of Alosa sapidissima (American shad), 2326 nucleotides long. It is a transcript of the gene aldh9a1b, whose product is annotated as aldehyde dehydrogenase 9 family, member A1b. Gene Ontology annotation, molecular function: aminobutyraldehyde dehydrogenase (NAD+) activity; 4-trimethylammoniobutyraldehyde dehydrogenase (NAD+) activity. The transcript has 12 exons. The coding region runs from base 226 to 1779 and encodes 517 amino acids. The record is from RefSeq and is a predicted model, not a curated record. NCBI's taxonomy places the organism in Eukaryota, Metazoa, Chordata, Actinopteri, Clupeiformes, Clupeidae.
UUAACUCUCCCGUCUUCAUUGUCCCGCCCUCAAGCUGUUUGCUGAAUGUUUCUGAACAUUUCGCACAAGAUAUUUAGCCUAACGUUACGUCUCAUCAAGAAUGUCUAGAUCUGAAUGUGACUCAUAGUCAAGAAGAACAACAUAUGACUUCAGAGCAGACGCUUAUAGGGCGAAUAAGCACUUAACAACCGACUCUUCAGGUGUGCAACUUCAUGCAUAGCAAAGAUGCCACUCGUGAAGUUCUUGGUCCAGCACCUCCGUGUGCCAGCUCUAUGGCACGAGAUCUCAAGAAGUGCCUCUUCAGGUACCAUGGUUAUCAAAGACCCUCUCAACUUUUGGGGUGCCGGUCGAGUGAAACUUCAUGACGCAGCACAUACAGAGGCUGUUUAUGAACCUGCCACUGGACGGGUUCUAUGCCAGCUGGAGCAUUGUGGACCAAAGGAGGUGAACCAGGCAAUGUUGCAUGCACAGACAGCUUUUGGGGUUUGGAGUAAGAUGGCAGGAAUGGAGAGAGCCAAAGUGAUGCUGGAAGCAGCCCGCAUUAUUGAGAUUCGAAGGGAAGAUAUUGCGGAGGCAGAAGUGGUGAACAAUGGGAAAUCCAUCACAGAGGCCCGUCUGGAUGUGGACUCAGCCCGUCUGUGUAUCGAGUACUAUGCUGGACUUGCCACCACUCUAGCAGGACAACAUGUCCAGUUACCUGGUGGUUCAUUCGCCUACACACGACGUGAGCCCCUUGGUGUGUGUGUUGGAAUCGGUGCCUGGAAUUACCCUUUUCAAAUCGCAGCCUGGAAGUCAGCACCAGCCCUUGCUUGUGGAAACUCCAUGGUGUUCAAGCCAUCGCCAGUGACCCCUGUGACUGCAGUUCUUCUGGCUGAGAUCUAUGCCCAAGCUGGUGCCCCCAGCGGGUUAUAUAACAUAGUGCAGGGUGGACAGGAAACGGGCAUGCUGCUGUGCCAUCAUCCAUCUGUGGCAAAGGUCUCUUUCACAGGGAGCGUCCCCACUGGCAAGAAGAUUAUGGAGAUGGCUGCCAGUGGGGUCAAGCCAGUGACACUAGAGCUUGGUGGGAAGUCUCCUCUCAUCAUCUUUGAGGACAGUGACUUGGAGAACGCCGUCAAAGGGGCACUUAUGGCAAACUUUCUGUCUCAAGGCCAGGUUUGCAGUAAUGGGACUCGAGUGUUUGUUCAGAGGCAGAUUCUGCCUCAGUUUUUGGAGGAGGUGGUGCGAAGAACUAAAACCAUCCAGACAGGAGACCCGCUGCUGGAGCAGACACGCAUGGGCGCUUUAGUAAACCGGCCACACCUGGACAAGGUGCUGGGAUUUAUCAGCCGGGCUAAAGAAGAGGGAGCCAGGAUACUUUGUGGGGGAGAGCCCUUUAUCCCUGCUGACCCAAAGCUCAAAGAUGGUUACUACAUGUCUCCAUGUGUGAUUGAUAACUGUACGGAUGACAUGACAUGUGUACGGGAGGAGAUUUUUGGGCCAGUGAUGUCUGUAUUGCCAUUUGAUACAGAAGAGGAAGUUCUGCAGAGAGCCAAUGACACUACCAUGGGCCUAGCAGCUGGAGUCUUCACCAAAGAUGUGAAACGUGCGCACCGUGUGGUGGCGAACCUGCAGGCUGGUACCUGCUUCAUUAACAACUACAACAUCACUCCUGUGGAGGUGCCAUUUGGAGGCUACAAAGCAUCAGGUAUCGGAAGAGAGAACGGACAAGUGACCAUUGAAUUCUACUCUCAGCUGAAGACGGUGGUGGUGGAGAUGGGGGAUGUGGACAGUCUCUUUUAAGUACAAGUCCUGUGAGGACACACCGCAUGCUGCUAGAACAUGUCAUGAGCCUUAAACAUGUUGAAGCUGGCCACCUGAACACUGGCCCACACCUUACAGUAUCUAUUUUGUGUAAGUGCACUAUUUUGAUUAACCACAAGGUGACACUAUUGGGCUAAAAUGUGCUUCAUCCAUGGGAAUGAUUACGGUACACCUUUCAUGACCCGCCUUAUUCAUUUUCAGCCCAUGUUUCAAUUGAAUUUGUAAAAACUUUGACUAACCAGAUGCUACUACCCUGCCACUUACUUGAACAGUUGAUAUAUAUAAUCACUGUUACAGUUUUUGUGAUUGGAGUGAUUGAUUUUAUUUUUUACACAAGUGUGCCAAUAUCUUAAAUAUUCAUUGUAUAAAUCAUUAAGAUUCAUUCUUACUGCAACAUUACCCUGACAAAUGUGAUCUUGUAAAUCAAUAUCUAAGGGAAGGACAGAGAGGGGGAGUAAUGAAAGACCAUUUCUAUUUUUCAUUUUGGGUUCAAUAAAGGAUAAUACUAUGAAGCAUGAACAGUAAA